Messenger RNA from Misgurnus anguillicaudatus (oriental weatherfish), 805 nucleotides. RefSeq lists its product as uncharacterized. The record is from RefSeq and is a predicted model, not a curated record. Lineage: Eukaryota; Metazoa; Chordata; Actinopteri; Cypriniformes; Cobitidae.
UAUAAGGAGCCAGCAGAGAAAAGGAGGCAAGCUUGAAAGAAGCUGGUUGGGCCCUUAUACAAUUGUGCACCUUCAAGAUAAAAGUGCUGACCUAAUGGAUAAACAUGGAGUGAUGCAUCCCAAAAUCAGUACCGACCAUCUAAAACUCUUCAUUGAUGACACACCACGCAUACCCCAUAGACUACAAGGACCACAGUGCAAAAGACCACAUAUAGACAUGACUGGUGAAACUGGACCAUCCCCUUCAAUCCUUCCUGUAUACCUUACAAUGUCGCAGCACAAUCAGCAUCCACCCUCUUCUCCAUCCUCACUCUUAAUCCCAUCACCAAUUGAUUUGUCAAUGCAACGCCUGUGCUCUCCUGUGUCCCAUACUACUGCUGUGGCAACAUUGGUACCAGAUGACCACACAGAUGCAGUGCAUUGUAUCAAUAGUGCAUGGGCUGGAAAUGACAGUUAUGUACUGCUGUGGAAAGUUGGACCCUAUAAAGUCUUCUACAAAGACUUGCAGAUUGGCCCUGGGAAGAAGUUGGAGAGUGAAGUUAUAAAUUCAUAUCUGUCCCUGGUUGUGAGGCAGCACAACUUAAUCUCAACAGAAAAGGCAUACCAUAUGGACACAUUUGCCAUUACAGAAAUGUGGAAGGGAAGAAUCGAAAGAAUCAAGGUGUUCUGCAAACGAGUGAAUUCCAGACCUGAAAAAUGGGAUUAGUACCUGGAUGCAGUAAUGUUUGGUCUUCGAACCAAGACAGCUGACAACUAGGUUCUCACUCUUUUUCCUAAUGUUUGGGAGAGAGGCUAGAUAUCCUUG